AUGAGCUGCCGAAAUUCCGGGGGGAGGCUUUCAGUGGAUCAGCGAGUUGUGGCGGGGAAUGAUGCGGCGUGGACCUCCACCACACAAGCGGCUGCUCCGAGGGCUCAGACGGAGCGACAUGAGGUGUGGCGCGACGUCUACGGCACCCGCUGCAGUGUAACGUCCGCCACCGCAGCAGAGGAAUUUAAGAUGCGGAGUUCCAUGAAGAAGAAAGCGCAUGGUGCCAGGAGCUCUACUGCUUGUGGUGGCGGGCUGCAGAAGGCAACAGAGGCGACAUUAUGUUGCGGUGCAAAAACAGACUUUAAUCUCUCACACCGGGAGCUGUUGGGACGUUGCUGGGAGACAACCGAUGUGGAGCGUCUCACCGACUUCCUCGCGGGCAACGUCCCGAAGAGUGUGCAUGAGACACUGUCGCGCUCAAGUUUUGCUCUACUCCCCAAGCAACGUGGGGGGAUGUCGUCCACGACGGUCUCCUCGCCUGAUGUGCAUACCGUGCAGUUGCUAAAAUCCCCCGAUGGACGCACUAGCCGUUCUGCACGUAGCAGCACCAGCAGCUGCAGUAGAUGGGGUAUUCAAAAGCGUUCGCAUUGGGUCUCUCUAAUCCAGAUUCCACCACCGGGCUCAACGCAAAAUACUAUUUUUUCCGUGCCGAAAAAAGCUGGAGGUGGCGCACGCGAGAAGAAGGUAACCUCACCAGGUUGCUUGUGGUGUGGAGGGGGUACGGUGUCAGGCAAGCUUAGGGGAAGCUGCGGGCGUUUGUCUCGACUGCUUUGCCUGACGCGUCAAAAAAUAAAAAAUGUUGACUUUGUUAUUCCCUCUCCAGACACCGAUGUGGCGGAGUGUGGAUAUGCUGGGGCGAAAAACACAUUUGCCUACCGGCUUAUAAAGUUGCCUUCAGUAGAAAAAAAUACUGCCUUUCUACAGAAGCAUGGGCUUAGUCCAUGCUUUGGUACCUGUUUACAUCGAUGGGAUCGCGUAGAUUUCUUUUCACCAAAUAUUCACUCUCUUGCCCUUGCUGCGUCUUUGACCCAGCCGAAAUCCGUCACAGGCCCCUUAGCGCAUGUACUUUCUUGCUACUCCCCCUCCAUUAGAGGGAAUGCAAGCCCUGACCCGGGGGGUGCCUCGGUUAGCGCGAACAAGAGGGCGGAACCCGUUGUUUUAGUAGAGGGUUUUUCGUGCGUUACCUCACAAACUUCUACAGAGUCUGUGGAGUUCACUGAACAUCCAUCACGUUUUCCAGAAAAGAGUCUUCAUUGCCACUGCCUCGCAUUUUUCACAAACUACCUACAAGAGCUUCAGGCUGGUGCGGAGUCUCUCCAGUCAACGGCUCUGACAUCGGGUGUCUCCUCACGGGACGUGGAAAAUAUGCUUGAGGGAACCUCUGGCCAUACAGGCGGGCCCCCUUUGCAGGCGUCGUCGGUUCUCCUCGGGAGUUUUUUUCACAAGAGUAUUGAUUGCAAUGCGUCUACAUCCACUUUGGCAGCCAAUGCCCCUGCUACUCCUUUUUGUCUGUUGCAGACGGAAAGUGAUGUACAGAAGAUAGCGUCAGGUGCCACGGAGUCUGCUUCUUUCAGUGAAAACAAACUACAUUCACCCUUUUUGCGAGAUGAUGCAGGGAGCGGAGUGGCGACUGCGCGUUCGGUGUUUGAGUCCUGUCAGCCAACUGCGCCUAAGACAGUCCUUUCAAGUGUUAUUGUUAGCUCUUUUGAGCUCUUCAUUGAUCUUGUCAAUUGGAAGAAGAGGAGAUAUCCUCUGUCAGUCAUCCCCUAUAGUAAAACGACGUCAUCCACUCGAAAUAAGUAUGGGGAGGGCACUGUAACGAGAGUCAUGUACGGCGGGGUGCUUGUUGUGGAGUGUAACAAUCAUAUGGCUGUGCAGAGUCUGGAAAUGGCGCUUAAAAAGGAGCAAUGGCUGGGUAAAAAGAAGAAUCUUGCGGUGUCAAGAGAAACGAACUGGUUGUCUCGAGGUGAUGGCAGCACUGGUCGCUGUCGCAAUGCGGAAGGGACGGUAUCCAGCGCCGAUUGCAUUCGCAUCUCGAGCAGCAACGAUCCACGGUUUGGUGAGGGUGUGCAGUCUGAUGACCCCAAACAACUUGGGAGCUACCGCGUUGUGUACUACGUGGGUGGUGAGAGGGAGCAUAGUUGGGACUCAGACUCCAACGUGCAAGGACAACCCCCCACUUUUGGUACCGUUAGCGCUCACACAGGGCACUGUCCCCUAACCCCGUGGUUAGAGCUGGAAAAAGUGGUGGAGCUUGCCUCUUCAUGGGCCAGGCGUCUUCUCUCCAACCCCAAGUUAGUGGAGCCGAUUGCGGUGUAUGUACAACGGUUUGUCGGUAUUAUUCCUUUUCUGUACUCGCCAUACGAUAGGAGGAAAGAUCCGGAUACAAGGGCUGUAGUAACACCUUGUGGCACCUCAAGGGAAAUCUUAUCAUCUUCCUCGGCAUCUAUUCGUGUAGCUGAUGAUGAAAACCCAGCUUCCCUUACCAUGGCAGUCUACACUCCGUCUGCCCCUAGUGUACGCAAUACGUGCCGUCCAAUGGCACGCUCUGUAGUGGACGAUGCACACUUAUCUGCAUCUACGCCUACAGAAAGGACACCUAUCACUCCCGUUGCGUCACAUCGACCGAGGAGCAUUGCACGUAAACAACCCCUCACUGAAUCCUUGUACGGAAUCCAAGGAGCAGAAGCGGGGAUAGACGUUAUGCCAAUUGUACGCGAAGAGUCGAACUCAACAUACACCAGUGGUCUUCCUUAUGAGAAGGACGACGGUGAGGCGAUAUGGGAGAUAUGCAUGCUGGAGACAACGGCUCUGGAGGCUGAGCUAAAGAUGGCUGUUAAGGCUGCUCAAGAAGCAGAAGAAGAGUACAGUAAAAUAAUGGGCAUCAUUCACAGUUUGCGGCAAGCCUUUUUGCCCAAUUCUCAAUUGGAGCAAUUAGAAUCAAUAUGCACCUAUCUAGCGACCCUUAUUUAUGAAACGGAGGAGAUACCAGAGCAAAAUGCUUGCAUUGAUGGUCCUGACUGGUUUCCCUGCCUCGCGGCAGUUUUGACAAACCCACAUCAUUCUCUUCGUGGUAUUAACAUUCUCUCUCCUUUGGAUUACGGAUCCUCUCCACAGCUUGGGAUGCUAGCUGGUCUAUUUUACCAUGAGUAUGCGAUGACCUCUAUUACGAGGCUUAUUUUACAGUGUGACUUUUUCUUUGCUGAAGGUGACCCGGAAAAUUGUCCGGGUCACCUUGAAGUAUCACACCGAGAUAUCGCUUUGUGGAAAAUUAUAUGUCGUUUGUCAUCGAAAGGGGUCAAUCUAACUAAGCUUUAUUUCUUAUGCCUGUCGAUGUUGCAUGCGGAUGCGUAUCGGCGAGGUCCGCCUUUUUUUCUAACCCGACAGCAGCUGCGAGGGGUGCUGUUCACACUGCUGGGGUCCAUCGUGGAGAACAACCAACAACCACAAUUUACACUUCAAUUGACGGAUACCGGAGAUCACUUUUGCAAGCGACGUCUAUCCAAAACUCGGAGGUUUUUAUGUGCCAUCUCGGGUAUAUUGAAACGCAGAACGAUCAAAGAUGGAGGUGGUAAUAAUAGUCAUGAUAAUGAUACUGUCGGUGACGACGCGAAUUGGCUUCAUCAGGAGGAUAACGCAGUGCAGGGUCGAAAGAGGGAUUCUUUCUGGACACGUAUGCCAGAGGCGUUACUUGUUGGUGAGGAGCAGGAGGCGGUUAAACGUGCAUGGGUUGAGGCGGAGCGCCGGCCUUAUUGUAUGCUAUUGCGCCAUCGUGAGUCGGCUGCCCCUCUCUGGUCCGUGCCCUACGGGGCUUGCCCUCACGAUACUCAUCAUGAGCAGGAUGACUUAGGCCAAGUGUCAGCUGAUGGGAGGCCGUGGGUCUAUGGACUUGAAUCGAGUAACACACAACUAGCGGCAAUUUACGAGUUCAUUGUGGAUGCGUUUCUCCAUUCACACUUCAUUGUUGAGGAGAUGCAAAAGUUUAUUGAUCACUACAACAAACGGAGUAAUAGCAGGAAGGAAUCGGAGGGCGGAAACGUGGCUGGGAAGAAAAGAGUGACACUUUUGAUGUAG
This is a messenger RNA of Trypanosoma rangeli, 4074 nucleotides long. RefSeq lists its product as uncharacterized. Gene Ontology annotation, cellular component: membrane. The transcript has a single exon. The record is from RefSeq and is a predicted model, not a curated record. Bases 1 to 4074 code for a protein of 1357 amino acids. NCBI's taxonomy places the organism in Eukaryota, Euglenozoa, Kinetoplastea, Trypanosomatida, Trypanosomatidae.